AUCAAUGCCCAUUGUAUUAAAAAUUAUGCAAUCUUAUCUGCCUUUCAAGCACAAGAUAACCAGAUACUGUCGCCAAGAAUGUUUUUUCCACAGUUUUUAUUCACUGGCACUGUUGACAGAUCCAUUCACUCUUAGCAUAGAGCAAGACUCAAAACUGGCCAAGAAAUAGGGACAGCAAGGCUUGAAGAAAUGAGGUUUCGGAGUCUUAUUAGAUCUAAUUAGACCAAAAUAUGGUUCAAAGCCUUUAAGUGUGUCACUAACCGAUAUAUUAAUACGUAUAUGUUGUCUUUUACGGUAUUGUAGAUCUAUACAUAAUCGAAACAGAUAUUC
This is a messenger RNA of Yamadazyma tenuis ATCC 10573, 330 nucleotides long. NCBI's taxonomy places the organism in Eukaryota, Fungi, Ascomycota, Pichiomycetes, Serinales, Debaryomycetaceae. The record is from RefSeq and is a predicted model, not a curated record.